AGUGGAACGAGAUGAGUUAAUUUCACUCAGUCUUCAGUCUUCUGGACGUCUUGCAGUUCGAGAAAGUUAUCAGCAUAUUUUGACAUAAACACGUCGAUGGGAUUGUUUUGCAGAAAAGUUGACUUUUUACUUCUGUCAGUGGAAAGGUGCACGUUAACGCGACGAGUGUCCGCUGAUGACUGAAGGCUUUCCCAAGAAGCCGCACAAACUUCUAUUUACAAUUGUUGGUGCAACCCAGCAAACCAGUUGGGACCAUUGUGACUUCCGGUUUUAACAACAGACCAGAAAAAAAAAAAACAUUAACCGCACAUCCCACUCUUAGUGACGUCAUAAGUCACAGCUAUGGGACAAUUAUUAUGACCCGGGGAAUUGGAAAACUGUUCCUCAUCGUAAUGUCACUCCUACGAGUUGUGAAAAUAAAUGGAGAACGGUAUCAAAGAGACCUCGUGAUAUUUAUCACGGGAGACCACCUCUUUGCAUUCAGUGGUCUUAUUUUAGAUACGACACAUGGCAGAGACUGACAAACCGUCAAGUGACGGGACAAAAAAAAAAGCAAUCGAUAAAACAGGCGAUAAGAACUUGUAGUUCUUGCGCCAUGGAGUAUCUCACCUGAUCCGCGACUAAUUUUUUGUCUGGGGGGUGGGCUUGGUGAUAAAAUGAGCCGUUUUGCCCCAGCAGUUUUCCAGACAUCGUGCAAUUGAUUAAUCCCACGGAGUGUGGAGUAAAAUGUCAAGACAUUUCUCUUGGGUAUAAAAAAAUAUUCGCUAAAAUAAAUGGAGAGUAACAGGUGGAGAGUUAUGUUGGUGUCAAUCUAGUGGAGUGAUAGUGACCUUUGUCAAUAAAUUUAUAAACUCGACUACUUUCAAUUACCAAACUUUUCAAUUAAAUUGGGGAGAACAAUGAAAAAAAUAUUGCCAAUCAGUGAUUUCCACUUCCUCUUUGCACAAUCAAUUCGACAGAUGGUGAGAAUUUUUCCCAAAAUACAGGAAUUAUUCUCAUCAUAAAGAAGUCAUUUUCCCAUCUUUACAUCUGAAUGAUUCCGCGGUACGUGAAAAUAAGACAAAGAACGAGUGGAACACAAACCUUGGUCGUCAAGCAGUCAGUUAACUGUAGAUACGAUAAGCAUUUGUAUGUGUAUGUGACUUUAAACACAUGUGCCCUUUAUUAUUCGACGGUAUGAAACUGGCUAUGGGCUUUGUUGAUUUAUAUUUAGAUUAAAGUUCCCCAAGGCUGAGGAUGGUGAGUCUUCCCGAAAUAAAAGAUGUGAAUUCUCGUCGAGGAAAAAUUCCCCAAGAGGAGAGAGUCUUUUCAGACUUUCAUAUCAGUUAAAGAGUGAACAAUGCAGGAAACUUGGUGAUAAGGAGGUGCUGAUAUGCUAAUCAUGUCGGUCGAUUUCUGACGAGAACAAUGACUCUUUCCUCUUUUUAUUUAUAUUUUUUUAUUCAAUGAAGGAGGAAGUUUUGCUUAUCACAAGUGAUGACGAAAAGUCACUUUACUUUUAACAGAUUCAAUUGCUAUGAAAUUCUUCCAAAAAUUAUUGACUCGAAAACAACAACAAUCUUGUUUAUUAUGGUGCAGUUAAUUUCCUUCUGCUGGUCUGGGUAUACUACACCCCCUAGACAUGCUUUCUCACCUCGAAAUCAAAUUGAGGAAUGAAUGAACGAAAAAAAAUCCCUAGUCUGCAAAAAAAGGGCGAAAUUGUCAUUCAGUGGAUGUGAUUUAGCAUCGAGUGGAAUGCGAUCACGAGAACAACGGGAUUUAAUAAUUCCACGCGCCGAGCUCUCAUGGCUUCCAAUAUGGAGCGAAAGUGUUAUGGUAAAGGAGGAAAAUAUAAAUUAUGGCUGUGCCUUGGUCUGCGUCUGGUAACGCAGUGUGUCCUAUUCCCACUCUGACCCUGGAAGAAACGUGAAACAUGCUGUUGGCUUCACAGCCGGUGGAAGGGGACAACAAGACUGCAAACAUGGCGACAGUUUCACUGUUAACAACUCCCCAGCCGCACUUGGUACCCGGGUAUGCGGGCUUCUGUCCGCAGUAUCGCUACCGAUGUGGCGAAACUUACGGCAAUGUUACACACAAACUUCUUUUGGAUCCGACUAUCGAUCGCUCAGAAACACUGGUCCUGUCUAAUCGAGUUGCUGAUGAUUACGAGGUGAUGAGACCACCCAAGGAUGAUUUAGACAUCGUGACCGCCCGCACGAAACGUAUGGACGCAACAUACAAGUAUCCGAUGUUACCGGGUUACCAAGGAUUUAUGCCAAAUCUCAAUGCUCGAUUAGGUCAGAGGUACACGAUAUCGGCUGUCGAGGGUCUAGCGGACUUUGAGCGUCAACAGCUCAAGGACAAAGCCGCGCUGAACCAGUUGAGGAAUGUCAUUGCAGUUCAGGAUGGAAUGGCACAUCCCAGGAGUUUAGCUGAACGCACAAUGAUGAAGACUGAGUUUAAGAUGCCAUUAAUGACAGUGAGACCGGAUUGGGCCAGGAUGAUGAGAAAUACGCCAGUUGAGGAAGACUGUCGUCCCCCACAUAGUCCCAAUCCAUCGCCCUAUUUCAUGGAAACCACAGACGAUGAAAAAUACUUUGUCAAGGGUAAUCACAAUUGUUUCUUUCCUUCAAUUGUUUUCCUCGAUCCCCCAUUAUGUGGCAUUUUCAACGGAUGUAAAUUUUCGAGAAGUUCUCUCCACUUAUUUCUGCUGUUUGUUGAAAUGAACCAGAGUCCCAUGCACACAGGCAUUGGAAGAUAUACCGGACAUGUUCCGCACGGUUAUGAAUACUUCGGUGGAUCCCACAAACCGGUAACAAAUAGUGCCCUAUGUGAAUUCACGACUAAUUAUCGAACCAGACAGAGUGCUGAGUGGGCGCCGGCAUCGAUAUCUCGACCAGAUCCCCCUCUCCUUAUUCAACCCGCCGAACUCUAUCACAAACACGUGGGCAUGCUUCCUAAUUAUCUGGGGCAUAUUCCUGGCGCAGCUUUCAGAUACGGAAAGACAUUUGGAGCAGACACCCGAGACGCAAAGAGAUGGCUCCGAGGAGAUUUCUCUCAUUAAUAACCGUUUUAAUAACAAUGUGCAAAAAUACAUGAUAACAAAGAAUAAUAAAUUGAUGAUUAUCACUUGGAAUGAAUUAUACUUGUUUUGUCUUCCACUUCUUCAAUAUCUCGGCAGCCCUCUGGAGGUUCUCGUCCUUCUUGAUGAAGCAGUAUCGUACGUUUUCUUCGGCCAGAUGCUUGUGUUGCUCACUGUAAAAAGCCGACGGUGGAAUUCCCUGAACGCCAACGUUCUUCGUCAUCCAUUUUGUAAACCUGUAAUCCUUGUAUUUAUCCUGCUCCUGAUCGAGACCAACAUAAUCCUCUAAUGACUUCCAAUUAGCAAUCAUGAAGUAACCACCUUCGGGUACUGUCGGUGACAUGCCAACAUCCGAGAGAAACUUAGCCAUGUAAUCACGCUUGGGUAACAGUUCCCUCGCGAGACUCUCAAAGUAGCAAUCUGGCUGUCCAUAUCGUUUCAAUUCUUCCUCGAACCCCAUCGCUACAGCUUCCUGUUGAACAACAUUAUCCUGAAUAUCGGGGCAUGAUAAUUUUUAAGUCAAGCCGUACUACACGGAACUAUUCAGUUGAUUUUUCCUAGUAAUCAUUAUGCAUAGAGAAGAGGAGAAGAACAAAGGUGGAUUUAAUAAAAAUGAGGGAAUGGGGUUAAACGUGUUUUUACGAAUAUCUUGAGAUCUCGAAGAGGUGGCUAAUCUCUGAUCAUGUUUUUGGGAUGGUUAAUUGACAGUUAUCAACGAGGUCAUGAGAAAAAUCUUUUCAUAUCAUAUUGAGAGUGUACCUGAAGGGGUGUUGGACAGGUGUAGACACAGUUCUGAUGAACAAUUUUCAGGUUAUUCAUCAAGUUAGUGGGUCCAUAAGCCCAUCCAAUCUUCCAGCCAGUGACACUGAAAGUCUUCCCGGCGGAGCCAAUGGUAAUGGUACGCUCGUACAUAUCAGGAAGUGUCGCAAUUCUGAUAUGCUGAGCUGGCUCAUAUACCAUCCACUCAUAAACUUCAUCCGACACCACUAAAGUGUUCCAUUUCUUCGCUAGAUCAGCAAUGAAUUUAAGCUCGUCUAGUGUGAAGACUUUGCCCACCGGAUUGUGAGGAGUGUUCAGGAUUAUUCCUUUGGUUUUUUCGUUGAAGAGACUCUCCAUUUCUUUUCUAUCGAAGACCCAAUCAGCGGAGCUUGUAAUCCCUGUGGAUUUUUUCUGCAAAAUUAAAGUUACAUUAUCAUCGAUCCUGACCAAAAGAUGGACGAUUUCAGCUUUGGUUGAGUACUUGUAAAAAAUGUGACAAGAAUUGUGGGUGAAAUGUAAUGUGUGGGGCCUCCGUGACGGUGUGAGCAGGUAGAUAACAAUCAUGCAGUACUGAUGAAACAAAGUGAAAAACAGUUAUCGUGACAAAUAAACAAGAGAUCUAUUCGAUAAUUAAAAUAAAAAAAGAUGAUUCUUCACAUGGAAAGAACGGAAGGAAGAACUUGUCUGCUUUAGUUAGAAAUAAAAUAUUUGAAAAAAGAUAUCACCACUGACUGGCUUUAAUGGUAUAAAUUUUGGGAUUCCUCCAACGGACUCCACCAUCGGUACAUAGCAAUCGAAGAACGGUUCAAUGAUUAUCCACUCGUCCCCAGGAUUCGUGUGGCCCUGGAGAGCGACGAAGAGAGCCUCGUAAGCACCUGAUGUCACCAAGAUUUCAUUGUUGGCAUCGAUCUUGCGAUUCAACAUUUUUGAGUAUAAUGUUGAUAAGGCACUGACUAAUCUCGGAUGACCCUGAAAUGAUAACCCUGCAAUUUAAACCCUGUAAUCGUCUGUAACGAGACGCACUUAUCUCCCAGCCUUAUUAUUUUGUUGCAUUGUCGAUAAGCUGUCCCAUGUCAGACAUUGAGAAUGAUUAUAGAGUGAGUUGACCGUACAAAUCCACGAGUGUAUUGGUUCAAAAGAGGAUUAUCACUGGUUGUGGUCUUUGCCAGGGCCGUUGUCACGUGCGCUGGUGCAUGAAAAUCGGGAAAUCCCUGGCCCAGGUUAAGAGGGCUGUACUGCGCCGCCAGUGCGAUAUAUUCCACCCUAAGAAAGCGGUUGAUUAUUAAAAUAGACUUUGACCGUUAGCACACUGCUUUUGCAUUGUACAACAUUAUUUUUUGUAUCACCACUAAAUGAACAAAUAUCUUUCUGAGAAAUUAUGGGCCACAUAAAUUUGUUGAAUCAUGCAUA
Molecule: messenger RNA, 5230 nt
Organism: Diachasmimorpha longicaudata
Lineage: Eukaryota; Metazoa; Arthropoda; Insecta; Hymenoptera; Braconidae
Product: CIMIP2 protein CG18335-like
Exons: 10
Coding region: 1913-3043 (376 amino acids)
Source: RefSeq, a predicted model, not a curated record